CGGGUGAUUGACGGCGCCGGCCGCCACCGCCCCGCCGCCCCGCCGCUGCCGCCGCCGCCGCCGCCGGGUGUGGAGGCGCCGCCUCGCGGGCCGCGUGUCCCCCGCCGCCGCCAUGGACCUGUUCGGGGACCUGCCGGAGCCCGCGCGCUCGCCGCGCCCGGCUGCCGGGAGAGACGCCCCGCGGGGACCCCCGCUCCUUGACGCGCGCCCUCCGGCCAGCAGUGCUGACUCAGGACCGGGGGGACCUUUGCUUUUUGAUGAUCUCCCACCAGCCAGCAGCGGCGAUUCAGGUUCUCUUGAGACUUCGCUAUCCCAGACGGCAAAGAAUGAAGGGAAAGGAGCCAAGAGAAAAACCUCCGAAGAAGAGAAGAAUGGCAGCGAAGAGCUUGGGGAAAAGAAAGUUUGUAAAGCAUCCGCAGCCGUCUUUGGUCUGAAAGGCUACGUGGCCGAGCGGAAGGGCGAGCGGGAGGAGAUGCAGGACGCCCACGUCAUCCUGAACGACAUCACGGAGGAGUGCGGCCCCCCGUCCUCCCUCAUCACACGGGUUUCCUAUUUUGCUGUUUUUGAUGGCCAUGGAGGAAUUCGAGCCUCAAAAUUUGCUGCUCAGAAUUUGCAUCAAAACUUAAUCAGGAAAUUUCCUAAAGGCGACGUGGUCAGCGUGGAGAAGACCGUGAAGAGGUGCCUUUUGGACACGUUCAAGCACACGGACGAGGAGUUCCUCAAGCAAGCUUCGAGCCAGAAGCCUGCCUGGAAAGACGGGUCCACGGCCACCUGCGUCCUGGCUGUGGACAACGUUCUGUACAUCGCCAACCUGGGAGACAGCAGGGCCAUCCUGUGUCGUUACAACGAGGAGAGCCAGAAGCACACGGCCUUAAGCCUCAGCAGAGAGCAUAACCCCACGCAGUACGAGGAGCGCAUGAGGAUCCAGAAGGCAGGGGGCAACGUCAGGGACGGGCGAGUCUUGGGAGUGCUGGAGGUGUCCCGCUCCAUCGGGGACGGGCAGUACAAGCGCUGCGGGGUCACCUCCGUGCCAGACAUCAGGCGCUGCCAGCUGACCCCCAACGACAGGUUCAUCUUGCUGGCCUGUGAUGGGCUCUUCAAGGUCUUCACCCCAGAAGAAGCUGUGAACUUCAUCCUCUCCUGCCUGGAGGACGAGAAGAUCCAGAGCCGGGAGGGGAAACCGGCCAUCGAUGCCCGCUACGAGGCUGCCUGCAACAGGCUGGCCAGCAAGGCGGUGCAGCGGGGCUCCGCCGACAACGUCACGGUGAUGCUGGUGCGGGUCGGGCGCUGAGGGGCGGAGCCGGCGCAGGAGUGAGUGCCCAGCACGUCCGCUCUGCGCGCCCUGGGCUCCGGUGUAAAUAAAGGGUUUUCUUUUUUCUAGUCC
This is a messenger RNA of Talpa occidentalis (Iberian mole), 1384 nucleotides long. RefSeq names its product ILK associated serine/threonine phosphatase (gene ILKAP). The transcript is spliced from 12 exons. Gene Ontology annotation, molecular function: cation binding; protein serine/threonine phosphatase activity. The record is from RefSeq and is a predicted model, not a curated record. Lineage: Eukaryota; Metazoa; Chordata; Mammalia; Eulipotyphla; Talpidae. Bases 113 to 1291 code for a protein of 392 amino acids. Gene Ontology annotation, biological process: protein dephosphorylation.